This is a messenger RNA of Capsicum annuum, 775 nucleotides long. RefSeq names its product universal stress protein PHOS34-like. NCBI's taxonomy places the organism in Eukaryota, Viridiplantae, Streptophyta, Magnoliopsida, Solanales, Solanaceae. The coding region runs from base 48 to 524 and encodes 158 amino acids. The transcript is spliced from 3 exons. The record is from RefSeq and is a predicted model, not a curated record.
ACAAAAAACACAAAAUAUUUUCAAUCUUGGAUAAUAAUUUUGUAAAAAUGGCAGCAAAACAAGUGAUGAUAUUUGCUCUUGAUGAUAGUGAUCAUAGUUAUUAUGCCCUUGGAUGGACUCUUGAUCAUUUUUUUCCUAAUCCAUCAAAUUCCUAUUUUAAACUUAUAAUUGUUCAUGCAAGACCUAAUCCAACUUCUGUUGUUUCAAUUGCUGGACCAGGUACAAGUGACAUGUUUAAAUUGGUAGAAACAGACCUUAAAAAAGCUGCCCAAAAAACUAUUGACAAAUCUAAAGAAUUAUGCAAGUCCAAAGGGGUGUCAAAUGUUGCAUGUGAAAUUAUUGAAGGUGAUGCUAGGAAUGUUAUUUGUGAGGCUGUUGAAAAGCACCAUGCAUCUAUAUUGGCCAUGGGUAGCCAUGGAUAUGGAGCUUUCAAAAGAGCUGUUUUGGGUAGUGUAAGUGACUACUGCUCUCACCAUGCUCAUUGCUCUGUGAUGAUUGUGAAGAAACCAAAACCAAAAAACUAAUUUUUUUUUUUUUUUGGUUCCUCCAUGAGCUGAUUUUAUUAUUAAUUUAUAUAGAAGUAUAUCCUGAAUUAACUAGUACUAAAAUUAGUACUAGAACUAUAUUUAUUAGUAAAUUGGUGUGUUCAAAUUUUGCAUUCUUUGUAUCAUGAGAGUAAAUUUGUUUUUAAGUUGUUACAAGCAUAGCGAGAGGUUGUAGUGGAAUGGUAAGUGUUAUUUUCAUCUUUAAUUGGAAAUGCCGAAUUUGAAUUUCA